AUGGAUAAUCCUCUGGCAGAACCAUCAAUCUCCGGUGGCGGCCUCCAGAAGCGGCUGUUGCAGGAUAUUGACGAGCUUUGUCGCAAGCCAUACCCAAAUAUUGAACUGCACGUUAAUGGCGAAGAUCUUACACAUCUUUGCUUGAUUCUCUCGCCAAUUGCCAGAGAAAAGCUGCAUCUUACCAUUGACGGUCUCAACUGGUUCCCGCUCCGUUCGCCAAGAGUAAGAAUGGAUACAAAUGUCGUCCACCCAAAUGUCAUAGGUCACUACAUUUGCGCGUCCAUUCUCAAUACUGCCGAGGGCUAUACUCCAGCCUAUACGUUGAAAACUAUCGCCAUUCAACUUUUGAGUUUCUUCAGCAGUGACAACAUUGAACAGAGCUACCCUGGUGAGCACGUCAACCUGGAAGAAUAUCGCAGGAAUGCCCUCCGCUCUGGUCGGGACAAGUGGGGUCCAGUCCGUCGGGAGGAUCCUUUCAGUUGCCAUAAGUGUCACUUUGGCGAAGCCCAAGUACUAGCUAAGAGGGAAAUCCCUGGAGCUACUUAUGUUUCAAACGCACCCGGGAAGAGAUCGAGUAGACGCAAGAAGACCGGCGUCGCGACACAAAGCUCAUCCGCCCAGAGCACGAAUGGUUCGCCUAGCUCUGGCGACUCACUCAGCCACCCACGCAUUGUGGAACUCAGUCGUGAUCUCACUAUGCAAAUCAGCAAAAUCCCCAACGAGAUCCUGCUGAUCAUUCUUAAGAAGAUUGAAGACUUUGAGGACCUCACCAACUUUGCUCGUGCAUGGCCCCGUCGGGAACUCCAAUGUUUUGUGUUGAAAAAGUCGUACCGAGAAGUCGACCUUGGCGUAGGUGUCCACGGCAACAACGAGGGGAUCAGCUCUGAGUUCGACCUUCUGUCACACGAGGCUUUCCUUCAACAUGCAAUUCGGCAUUCGGUUCAUAGAGUUUACUUCGACUGUUGGCUUCCUCUGCCCAUUUCACGACCACAUUGGCGCCGGGUUAGACUCAAUGCCCACCAGUCAUUGGAAAGGAUGAAAGCAUAUCAAUGCAUCAAAUUUGAACAGCCCACAAACGCACAGGUCUUGUACCAGUUUAUGACGGAGAUUGUCAUUAGACUGAACAACGUGGAAGUCGAUCGCCGGGGCCGCCACAAUUCUAAGUCUACUCUAAGACAUGCAUCAGACAAGGCCAUCGAGUCAUACUUUCACCUCUUCCAUCUUCUUGUCUGCCUCGCCUCGGAAGAUAUUACCAUAGUGCGCACGGCAAACCGAUUACUCGUUCGAUUCCAAGGAGGUCGGCGAUCUAAGACUGACGUCCCCAACCUCGGCCACCUUCUCGUCGCUAUGCUCAUUAGCGAUGUCGAAGUCACACCCGAGUUACGCAAGGCUAUCGUGACCGAGGCCAUUACACGCAACGUGGUUUGGAUGCUCAAGUCCAAACCGCAGCUUGCCUACAAAGAACCGGAUGAAGUCUCAGCCUACCGUCUUAACAAAACCUUUGAGGUCUCGCGCACCUCUUACCGUCUUCUCAUGUUCUCCGAGCUUUUCCGCCGGACCGCGCGGCCCAAUCAUGAGCCGCUCAGCGUCAUUCGUGAACAACUUUUUGACAGGCAUGGUGGCCCGCCCCAGGGUGCAGCAAGUCAUGUCGCAGCAGAAGUCCGGAGGUUACAUGGUGUGAAUGAUUUCACGCAAUUUAUGCGUGAGAUGGGCUUCGCAGCUGUGCCCACUGCAGCCAGCUUCACUAGCUUUUUGCGCCGUACCAUGGACGAGAGUGUGAAGGAGGGCUACUCAAAAGAGCCCCUUUCCCAGGCGCUGGCACUGGCUCUUCGACUGCCGUUCGAUCCCACGGUUGGUGUUAGGCCGGAGCUGAGGACCAUUGAUGAGAGCGUUGCGAUAUAUCUGGUUGAUAUUGUGGGUGCGCUGAAAGAAGCGAAUGCACUUCUAUUUCUCACAUGGCCUGAGGCUGAAAAAUUGCCAAGGUAUGUUUGA
This is a messenger RNA of Truncatella angustata, 1992 nucleotides long. RefSeq lists its product as uncharacterized. The transcript is spliced from 3 exons. Bases 1 to 1992 code for a protein of 663 amino acids. The record is from RefSeq and is a predicted model, not a curated record. NCBI's taxonomy places the organism in Eukaryota, Fungi, Ascomycota, Sordariomycetes, Amphisphaeriales, Sporocadaceae.